AUGAACAUCGACAGUGAUGACCUCCCGCUCAUUCAAAGUCGCAAGCGGCAGGACCCCAAUGUACACCUGCCACCUUGCACCAAGAAGAAUGUCAAGAAGCAAAGAAGGACCAUCGAAAUUGAGACGGCUGGACAUACUGAGGCAGAGCCGCCAAUUCAUGGCCCCGGCACAGCGCUUGGUUCGGCUGCAGACCACUGGCUAAAAAGUCUAGCCUUCAGCAAGUACGCUCCCCCAGCUCCUACUCAAGGAGAAAAAGCGAACAGCGACUAUGCGCCUAACCCGGGACACUUCGAAAACGGGAACUAUACGUCUAGCUCCGGACUCCUCGAGAACAACAACUACACUCUUAGCCAAGCACCUGUGGCCAUGAGAGGCAACGACUACGCCCCCAGCCCGACGCCGUUCAAAGGAACCAUGAAUGACAUUCUCGACCACGAUACCAGCAAGCCGAUGCUUGCGUACCUGCCCAGGAAUGUUUCCCCGGAGGUGUUGCGCUCUAUUGCCCAGUACCAUCAGGACCUUGCGGACGACCUCCGCAUGGAAGCCAAGAGGCUUGAGAAGGAGAUGCGACAGGAGCGCGAGCGUGAGCCGGGCGUGAAUAAGGUAUACCCCAUGGCGGCCUUGAAAGGAGGCAAUGGCUUUGACAUCUGGAAGGCGUUAUGA
Neurospora tetrasperma FGSC 2508 is the source of this 663-nucleotide messenger RNA. RefSeq lists its product as uncharacterized. The transcript has 2 exons. The coding region runs from base 1 to 663 and encodes 220 amino acids. Lineage: Eukaryota; Fungi; Ascomycota; Sordariomycetes; Sordariales; Sordariaceae. The record is from RefSeq and is a predicted model, not a curated record.